Molecule: messenger RNA, 1332 nt
Organism: Pogona vitticeps (central bearded dragon)
Lineage: Eukaryota; Metazoa; Chordata; Lepidosauria; Squamata; Agamidae
Gene: MYL6B
Product: myosin light chain 6B
Cellular component (GO): myosin II complex
Molecular function (GO): structural constituent of muscle; calcium ion binding
Source: RefSeq, a predicted model, not a curated record
GGCGCUGAGGGCUGGCGGAUUUGCUGAAAGAGCUGGCUGGCUUGGUGCCAUCAAGGCACGUCCAAGGCCUGGCAGUUUCGAAAAGAUGCUUAGCUGUAGCAAAGCCCUCUGAGAUCUUUUGGUCUUGAAUGAAGGGAGGAACUCACAUUGCUGAAGGUGACUGAUGCUCCCAUUUUUAGAUGCACUCCCACCCCAUGCCCAGCGAUUCCUCUUGGGCUGACAUCACUGCAUCUACGGCCGAGCUAUUUAAGCUGCAGGAGGGCUGGGGGAACCCUGCCCACAUAUGCUGCCAUCGGCCCCUCUGCUCCAUUUCUGGCCAGAGCUAUAGAGCGACAUGCCGCCCAAGAAAGAUGCUCCCGUGAAGCGGCCUGUAGCUCCCCCUCCCAAGCCAGCAGCCAAACCAGCUGCGGCAAAGCCAGCUGGCCCGGCAGCUAAAGCCAAAGCACCGGAACCAGCAGCACCACCACCAGUGGUACCACAGAAGCCAAAGGAGCCUCCGAUUGACCUCUCCAAAGUGGUGAUUGAAUUCACCAAGGAGCAGGUGGAAGAUUACAAGGAGGCCUUUGGGCUCUUUGAUCGGGUUGGUGAUGGCAAAAUCCAGCUAAGCCAGUGUGCAGAUGUGAUAAGAGCCCUCGGCCAGAAUCCCACCAAUGCCGAGAUCAGGAAAGUACUGGGACACCCCAAGCCUGAAGAGCUGAAUUCAAGACGGGUAGAGUUUGAAGAGUUCCUGCCCAUGUUACAGGCCAUCGCCAAGAAUAAAGAUCAAGGCACCUAUGAAGAUUACGUGGAAGGGCUGAGGGUCUUUGACAAAGAGGGAAACGGCACCGUCAUGGGGGCUGAGCUGCGUCAUGUCCUCUCCACGCUUGGUGAAAAAAUGACAGAAGAAGAAGUGGACACCCUGUUAUCUGGGCAUGAGGAUGCCAAUGGAUGCAUUAAUUAUGAAGCCUUUGUUAAACACAUCAUGGCAAGCUGAGCUGAUGUCAGCAAGUACAUGCUGCAUUUCCACAGAGCUACUUAAGGUGGUGCUGAAUAGCUGUCCCCUUCAAGCAAGACUUCUCAACCCCUCCCCUUCCCCAGUGCAGUCAUUAUCCCUUGUGAUUUCUGCCUUUGUGUACACACAACCCGCUGCCCAUCCCUUUUCUUCACUGCUGACUGCAAAGAAAUCUUCCUUUCGACUGUGGUGUCAGAACCUCAAUGAGGAAUCACCCAUGGAACCAGAAGGGGGGCAUCAAGGAACGUUACAACUUCUGUGAGGAACUGAAAGGAAUUCCUCACUGGACUCCACAAACACAAACAAGCUUACCUUGGACAAUAAAACCCUUUGGUAUCAGA